CCACAAUCGUCCCUUUCUCCAUUAACAGGAAGUAGACGUGCCUAAGGUGCUCGGUUCUUCAUCCGAAGCUAAGGCCUGUAAUCCGGCGACUAGCACCAUUAAAGUUAGGCAUCCGUCACCCUAAACGUGAAAACAUAUUAAUACGAUGGCUUCCGUAUCCGAGCUAGCUUGUAUUUACUCGGCUCUCAUCCUCCACGACGAUGAAGUCACUGUCACCGAGGACAAGCUGAAUGCCCUGAUCAAGGCUGCCGGCGUGAGCGUGGAGCCUUUCUGGCCCAGUCUCUUUGCCAAGGCGCUGUCCAACAUUGACAUCGGCAGCCUGAUCUGCAAUGUCGGUGCUGGAGGUGGCGGCGCGCCAGCCGGAGCCCCUGCCGCCGGAGCGGCUGUUGCCUCUGCUGGAGAUGCCCCAGCUAAGGCAGAAGAGAAGAAAGAAGAGAAGAAGGAGGAGUCUGAAGAGUCUGAUGACGACAUGGGCUUCGGUCUUUUUGAUUAAACUGGCUGUUUUUCUAAAAACAAUCAAA
Molecule: messenger RNA, 521 nt
Organism: Syngnathus typhle (broad-nosed pipefish)
Lineage: Eukaryota; Metazoa; Chordata; Actinopteri; Syngnathiformes; Syngnathidae
Gene: rplp1
Product: ribosomal protein lateral stalk subunit P1
Exons: 4
Coding region: 146-493 (115 amino acids)
Biological process (GO): cytoplasmic translation; translational elongation
Cellular component (GO): ribosome; cytosolic large ribosomal subunit
Molecular function (GO): protein kinase activator activity; structural constituent of ribosome; ribonucleoprotein complex binding
Source: RefSeq, a predicted model, not a curated record